UCCGUUCUAUUCUUACAUAUAAUGCUUAGACUGGGACCCAGUUGUGUUUACAAUCGGAACAUCGCUCAUUCAGCAGUUGUAUAGUUCUUCAUCACGUCGUCGUUUAAUUGCGGAUUUGCACGACCUCUACCGAAUGUUCUACUGCAGGAAAUUAUUGAGAAAUUUGGCGCCAUUUACUGAUACAUGAACAUUUGAAUAUUAUCGGUUUAUAGAAGUUCACAAGCAACCCACAGUAUGGAGGAAGGUGUGUGUGGUUUCUGUCGGCGCAAGGAUGCUGAAGACGUAUGCGGGAUGCUGCACUCUGAAAUAACAGAUGAAGGGUGGAUUGUUGCUCAUCACAGGUGCAUGCAAUAUUCCGCCCUUCUAACGCAGUAUAAAUUCAACCACUUUGGAGGCUUCAAGAUUGACAAAGUUAUGGAUGAAUACAGACGUGGGAAGCAGACAAAAUGUUUUGUUUGUGGGUGUGGCAAGGCCAGCAAGAAAAAGAAGAAGGGACCUCGAGGGGCCACAGCGGGAUGUGCCGUUAGGUCUUGCAGACGUUCUUUCCAUUACUACUGCGCCAAGAAGUCUCCCAACGUUGUCACAAAGAGGCUCGUUGUUCAUAUCAAGUCUAAAAGGGGAGAAAACUGUGCUCUACAGAGUGUUCUGCUGUAAAGAACAUGAAGAUCAAUACAGGAGGAAUUUGAAACAUUACCUUUCCUCUACAUCCACCAACAACAACAACAGCGAUGAUGCUAGUGAUUUUGAAGGGGAUCCUGAUUUUGACAAAGAGUACCAAGAGUUCGACUAUGAUGCACUUUCUCAAAACACAAAUACAACAUUUGUUCAGAUCAGUGACACAGACUCACCAGUCAAACGUCGCACAAAGGAGAAACACGUCCCGGAUGAAUCAGGAGACAAGUCAAUGUUCUCAUCAGGUAGUAACGACAUUGACAGCAUCAGCGACGACGACGACGACCACAACAACAAUGGAGUCCUGUCAGAUGAAGUCGAAACACAACAGAAAAGAAAAGCUGACAAUACAUUGGUCAGUUCUACCUCUGCUAAGAAGUCAAAAACAGGUUCUCUAAAUGGUAAUUUACCUGAACUCUCUAUUGAAUGUGUUAAGAUUGAUUCUCCUGAGUCAAAAAAUGAUCAAACAAUAAAAAUGCCAAGUUCGUCAGUUAGAAAAAGUGCUUUAAGCUUGAAGAAAAAUGGUGGAAAGAAGUUAAUAGUGAAAAUAACCAACCUUGGUGGUAAAGACAAACAUGAGGCCAAGGUGGCAAUAGAUGAUCACAUGGUGGACCACAAGGGAGAUCACAGUGGGGAUCAGAAUACGAGCAGCGAGGGGACUUCCACAACAGCUCCACCUACUUCCAGUGGGACCAGUCGGGAUGCUUAUGCCAUAUGCAUUGUUGGGGAGAAAAAGUCAACCUUGAAGAUACGGCAGCAACUUGAGAAACAAGUCAGCAAGAAGUUGGACGUCAAGACCAGCAACAUUUUCAUCUGGCAGGACCUUAGCCAUACUCCUUCGCUCACCAAACAGAGCAUGGUCUGUUUCAUCCAGGACUUGACAGAGCGCUUCUUAAAGCAGGACGUGCCCGAGGUGACGCGGUUGCUGUUUGAUAACAAGUACCUGGAGGGAAAGGACAAGAAACUGUACCAGGUGCAGGGGGGCUUCCUGCAACGUCUGAACAACCAGGACAUCAUCAACCAAACUCAGGAGCUAGCCUGGUCCAGCAUCACAACCCAGAUCUCCAAAAUGGGGCACAAUGGAGGCGUCUUUAAGCCUGAUGGCAAGAGAACUCUUGUGUUGCUGCUGAACGAUUUCAUUGAUAAGGAUGGGAGUAUGCGCGAGAAACUGGGUGUUCCGCCAGAUCAGGAACAGCCUGACAUGGUGACAUGGACAUCGGCUACUGUGGUUACCAAAACAACCAAUGAAGACACACAGAAGCGAAGACUUGAGGUGCAAACAAUUCUUCGCUGGUUGUCGGAGAAGUAUGACAACAUUGGGCAUGUAUUUGUUCAUCCCCAGGAAGAUAUUCUGAUAAUGCAAUCAGAAGAGAAUUAUGGUAUCAAUGACAUCAUUGACCACUUACAGUCGUCCAAAUCAGAGACUUCACAUCAUGCGGCUGUUAUGAUCUUCAGGCAGAUUGACGCCGCUGUGGUCAACUUCCAGGCAUAUUGUCGGAAAGCCUUCCAUAAGGUUCUGCCGUUCUGUCUGAAAUCAGGAGUGGGUCUUGCAGUCCUCAUCGACAUACGCUCACUCUCCACUGCAAGCAUACAUCAGCAGAUUGGGGACGUGUUUGUAGAUGAGGAAGGAAGAAAUGUUCCAGUGACUAUAAGAAGUGUCUUUGACCCAUCGUCCAUCCCUGUGUCAUUUGUUGUGAUCGAAGUUGACGCAGACAAGCUGAAGCCCCCACCACGUGGAGUUAGCCCCCUGCUAUGCAUGCGCAGCCAACCAGAAAGCCAUGUAAGCACUCCUGUGAAGCAGCCCCCAAAACGAAGUCAAUACCCAAAGGACCUGCAGAAACCUUCAACAUCUGGUGUCAAACGCAAGUCCCUAAAGACCAGGAAAUAGAACCCUUUGCAGACAAAUAAGGAAAUUCUUUUCUUUUCUUUUGCAUUGAAGAAAAAUAUUUGUUAUAUUUUAAAGGAUAUUAUUUUCUUGAAUUGUUAUUUUAACACUGCAUUCAUGCAAUAAUGUAAACUAAACAUUAAUAUCUCUUCCUCUUUCUCUUCUUCAAGAUCCUGUUAUCGGUGAAAUCCAAGUCACCUUCACAAAGCCACAGUAGUCGUAAAACUGUAUUGGCACAGGAAAUGUUUCAUACCGAAUUCUUACUGAUAUUUGUUGUUGAUGUUGGGCUAAAUAUUGCCUCGAACCAGGUAAACAUAGAUUUAAAUGCCUCAGGUUCACUUGGCCAAGGUUCAUGGUACAGUACAACCAGAAAUUAUUGAGAAUUUAAAGAUUGUAAUUUUUUAUAUAUUUUUCACUCAUUACUCAC
Messenger RNA from Haliotis rubra (blacklip abalone), 2984 nucleotides. RefSeq lists its product as uncharacterized. Bases 419 to 2560 code for a protein of 713 amino acids. The transcript has 10 exons. The record is from RefSeq and is a predicted model, not a curated record. NCBI's taxonomy places the organism in Eukaryota, Metazoa, Mollusca, Gastropoda, Lepetellida, Haliotidae.